AUGGCAGCGGCAGCGAAGCGGCCCUGCCACAUCCCGCCGCUCGAGCUCGUCAGGGAGCAGAUCCUCCCCCGCUUCCCGCCCCGCGAACCAGCGUGCCUCGUCCGCGCCUCCCUCGUCUGCAAGACCUGGGCCGCCGCCAUCUCCGACCCCGCCUUCCGCACCCGCCUCCACCAGCUCCACGGCACGCCCCCCGUGCUCGGCUUCCUCCACAACUGGGACGACGGCGACGGCGUUCCCCGCUUCAUCCGCACCACCGACUCGCCCUUCGCCCUCGCCGCCGUCCCGGACUGCCGCUUCUGGCGGGCCCUCGACUUCCGCCACGGCCGCGCCCUCUUCCUCUCCAAGGCCCCGGCUCCUUGGGAGCUCCGAAUCUGGGAACCAAUCACCGGUUCCAGCCAGCUCCUACGGGUGCCCGAGGCGUUCGAGACCGACCAGGGGACCCAGAAGAUGGCCCCGACCGCCGCCGUGCUCUGCGCAGUGGAUGGGUGCGACCACCGCGACUGCCGCGGGGGCCCCUUCCGCCUGGUCUUCGUCUUCUCCGUCGCCGCCGACGACGGGUAUGCCACGUCAGCGUACGUGUACUCGUCGGAGACCGGCACCUGGGGCCAGCCGGCUUCGAGGCAGCGCAUGUUCUCCAUGGAUUUCACACGCUAUUCCAGUGUGCUCGUUGGGAGCUCUAAGCUCUACUUCAUGUCUGACGAUGUGUUGAUCCUGGGGUAUGACUUGGCAAGGCACAACCUGACCCUGCUUCGCCCACCAGACUUCCUGUCGACGGACGUGGGGAUAUUCAACAUCAUGCCCGCGGAGGCCGGUGGAGUGGGACUGGGAGUUUGCCAAUAUCUGCAUCCCAACCUCAAACUGUGGACGAGGAACACGAGUCAAGGCACUGAUGCAAAGUGGGUGCUGAGUCGGGUCAUCAACCUGGGCAGAUCGCUCCCAACUGGAAAUAUCCUGGAUAAAGAUGGUAAAGUGCAACUGAUGAGCUUUGCUGAGGGAGCAAAUGCCGUCUUCUUUAACACGGUCACUGGCAUCUUCAUAGCCGGGCUGCAGUCACAGAAGGUGAGGAAGGUGUGCGUUAAGCGCGGCUUCUGUAAUUUGAUUCCAGUUGUCGGCUUCUACAUUCCUGUGCACGGAGGCAACCACCAGGAUCCGUCGUCGUCGGGCCCUAGUGAGGAGUCGGGUAGCGAAGAGGAGGAGAAAACAGUGGAUCAGGCGCAGCAGCUGCUCGACAAGGGGUCCAAUGCUAUUAAGGAGGGAGGCUUGGUCAACACCUCCGAAUGUGUCAGCCACGACACUCAGAUCAGGGUUCCUGGUAAUGGAGAAGUUGCUCUAGAGUCUGCUAACAUGGAAUACAAACAUGGAGAUGUCUUGCCAUCUGAUGCUCAAGAGGUGACCGAUCCUUUCGGUGAUGUUCCCAACAGUGCACUAAAUGAAGAAUUGGUGAAGAGUACAUCUACAACCAGCACCUCUAGCAGCAAUAUUGAGGAUGAUGCUCCACCUUCAGAGAAAGGUGAUUCUGAAGAAGUGCCGCUUUGCUAAGCUGAUGGUCAGGGGGAUGUUUCAUCAGUCAUCGGCGCCUUCAGUAGGAUCUCUUUCUUCUCUACAGUUGCAAGACAUAAGUGUUAGCUCCCCCUUUUCAUGGUAUGUAGUUUAGGGUCCAUUUUGAACUCUGAUGCAAGGCACCAAAAGUUGAGGCUUCGACGCGUCAAAGAAGUGAAUGCUGGUCAAGAUUUUGUCUCAAGAUAACAAUGUCACAACUGGAAUGCUAUGAUGCAAACCUGCUUAGUACUGAUA
This is a messenger RNA of Lolium rigidum, 1794 nucleotides long. RefSeq lists its product as uncharacterized. Gene Ontology annotation, molecular function: protein binding. The record is from RefSeq and is a predicted model, not a curated record. NCBI's taxonomy places the organism in Eukaryota, Viridiplantae, Streptophyta, Magnoliopsida, Poales, Poaceae. The transcript is spliced from 3 exons. Bases 1 to 1539 code for a protein of 512 amino acids.